Messenger RNA from Mytilus californianus (California mussel), 1830 nucleotides. RefSeq lists its product as uncharacterized. The transcript has 4 exons. The record is from RefSeq and is a predicted model, not a curated record. Lineage: Eukaryota; Metazoa; Mollusca; Bivalvia; Mytilida; Mytilidae. The coding region runs from base 1150 to 1809 and encodes 219 amino acids. Gene Ontology annotation, molecular function: serine-type endopeptidase inhibitor activity.
ACUUCCAUGUUCUAAAACAGUAUCAUGUAUGCCAGCGCCAUGGUGCCAACGGACAGUAGACUCAGAUGGCUGCCCGAAAUGUUCCUGCUCUAUGGGUAGAUUUUCCGGUGGACUCGCAGGUAAAGGUGGUACUCUCGGGUUGUCGAGUUCAAGGAAUAGAUUCCCAGGAAUGUCGUCAAUGUUGGGCUCGGGGAUGCAUGGCUCCCCAGGAAUGUCGUCAAUGUCUGGCUCGGGGAUGAAAGGCUUUCCAGGAAUGUCGCCAAUGUUUGGCUCAGGGAUGAAUGGCUUUCCCGGUUUUCCUAGCUUUAAUGGAAAAGGCAAAUAUAAACCUUCGAAUAAGCUUUGCUUGGCUUGGGUUGUUGCUUACAAUUACACCAAUAUACAUGCUCAUUAUGCUUAAUUAUGCUUUGCAUUCGUCAGUUUUAGAUUUUAGGACCAGACUGCAACCAGUGAACAAUUGCCAACACACAGUUGCAAUGUCUGACCCGUAUACGUAAAAAUAAUUUAAUUUUUAAAAUUAUUGAGUAAAAUUGAAAUGUCGGAAAGAAACAAUGUCAAAGAUAUUACUUAGUAACAAGUGAACCUUAUUUUAUUUUUUUGUCAUGUUAAUUCAAGAACUCGUAUACAGAGCAGUAUUCAAUAUUUUAUUCAUAAAUAUGGGUAGAAACAUAAUGUACACUUUACUUAAUAUAAAUUUUACGUCUUAUUUGAUAUGUUAACCAAAACAUUGAGAUGAAUCCGUGAUUCUUAGUCAAGGUUGUCUUCGUUGUAUCAGAUGAAGUUUACAGAUAGAGAAUAGUGGUCCCAAACCAGAAAGAAUAGAGAAAUGGACAAAAAAUAGAGAAAACAUAGAGAAAAAUGGACAAAACAUAAAAAAUAAUAGAUAGAGAGUAUAACAUAAAAAUAAAAAAUAGAGAAAUGAAACCCACCGCAACCAAAUGUCAUAUGUUAGUCACCAUAUGGUGACAAUAUUAAUAUGGAGGUCAUCUAAUAAUCGAUUUAUCGGUUGCAAUUGCAUGCUUUUUAUGAUCGAAACGUUUUGUAUUUACCAGCAAAAUUCUCUGAUUUUUUAUUCAGCCUUUAAAUUGAUAUAUCAAAAUAAUGUUAAAAUGUUGACAACUGCUUUUUUUUUAAGGUCAAUCUUCAUUUAUGAAUCCAAUGGCUUCCAUGCUUCAUCAAAUGGGUGGAAGUGGCGGUUUCAACAGCUUGACAGGACCAUCCGGAAUAGGUACGGGUGCAUUACCAAACUCUAACCAACCAGUCCCAACAACAAAGACAGCAUGUGACAGCGCCCCCUACACGUGCUCGCUGCCUCCACCAUGGUGUCAAAGGGUCGUCAAUUCUGACGGUUGUGUUGUUUGUUAUUGUGGACAAGAAUUACAGCAACAUUUUGAAAAUAUACAGACGGGAAAGAACAACCAAUCAACGCCAAGUGAAUCAAACAUAACGGGAAAACCAACGCUCAAAACAUUACAGGAAGUAUUAACUACGACUGUGCCAACACAAGCCACAACGACUUCCUGUUUACAAAAUUUCUUUUGUACCACAACAUGUGAUCAUGGUUACAUGACAGACACAAACGGAUGUCCACUAUGUCAGUGUAUACAGCCUGGUAGUUCUGGCGUCGUAACUACGGAUGACCCAGUUACAAAGACUACUACAGUGUCACCAAUUGUCACUUCCGGAAGUUCAGCUGGUACAAUCAUGUGUCCUGGUAUAUUUGACUGUACUCUAAUGUGUAUGUCAGGAUACCAGAUAGACUCACAAGGAUGCCCUGUGUGUAAAUGUCUUGAUGGAUCACAGACUUGAAAUAAAUCGUUUGUUUUGUUA